AUGAAUGAUGAGUCCCUACUCCUGAAACUUUCCAAUGUUGCCAUGAAUCGUGUUCUCCAUCACUGUGAAUAUCCGGUCUUCGCAAGUCUCCGCAAGACUUGUCGCAGUCUCCGCGAGUUUGUUGACACCGAAAAACCUGAUGCACGCAUGGUUGAAGUGGACAUAAGUUGCGAUGCCAACAGGGUGAUAUUCCGUCUUCAAUCGGGAGAAAGACGCAUCAAUAUUUUAUAUAAAAACGAUGAGGAAGGUUGUUAUCCCAGACGCUUUACCGGUUGGGAAGACAAUUUAGCAUCGAAUGGAUUGAAUGGAAUGGAUUACAUCGAAAUGUUCAAAAACGACUUCACAGUUUUCUUGAGACAUCAGAGAAGUGUUCUGAAGCAAAUGGUGCUCCAUAGUGAUGGCAAAACAGCUGGAGUACCAGCUCUUCAAGUUCUUCUCGCUAUUUCUUCUGUUGAUGCACAUAAUCUGCGGAUUCUGACAACCUGCAUCCGAGAACCAAACGUAUCGUUGGAAGAAAUCUCUGAAACAAAGCAGUGGGGGCAAUUGGAUAUUUGCCAUUUCGGCGGGUUUCGUUUAUUAGAAAUCCGUCCGAUUUCACACUUGAAGACAUUCAGUGGUUUUGUUACGGUAGUGACUGCCGGGGAUUUGGACUAUCUGAAAGCGGCCUUCCUCAAUUCAUUAAACUUCUCUCAUUGUACAAUGAAACACAACAGUGUCGCCAAUUUGUCAGAGAUAACCGAGACGUUUGGAGUACAACCAUUCACACGUGAUUGUAAUUUUGGUGGAGUCUCAAGAUUGUGGUUCUUCCGAUUGCCUAACGACAAGUCUAGAGUUCUUGCGCUUGAUGUGCACAGUGACAAUCACGUUGAGUUCGAACAAAUAGAAACCGCUAAAGUGCCAAGCGAUGCUGUAAUCAUUGGCUGCGACUCUUUUUUCUAUUCACAUGCCUAA
This is a messenger RNA of Caenorhabditis remanei, 951 nucleotides long. RefSeq lists its product as uncharacterized. Bases 1 to 951 code for a protein of 316 amino acids. Lineage: Eukaryota; Metazoa; Nematoda; Chromadorea; Rhabditida; Rhabditidae. The record is from RefSeq and is a predicted model, not a curated record. The transcript is spliced from 4 exons.